Messenger RNA from Staurois parvus, 325 nucleotides. The record is from the annotation of a GenBank genome assembly. Lineage: Eukaryota; Metazoa; Chordata; Amphibia; Anura; Ranidae.
UGCCACCUGUCAGUGUCCAUCAGUGCCUUGUGUCAGUGCUCAUCAGUGCCUCAUGCCAAUGCCCAUCAGUGCCACAUCAAUGCCACAUAUCAGUGCCUACCAGUGCACAUCAAUGCCACAAAUCAGUGCCCAUCUGAGCUGCCUUUCAGUGCCACCUAUCAAUGCCAAUCAGUGCCACCUAUCAGUGCUGCCAAUCAUCAGUGCCGCCUAUCAGUGCCAGUCAGUAUCGCCUAUCAGUGCGCAUCGGUGCCACCUAUCAGUGCCUGUCAGUGCCACCUAUCAGUGCCAGUCAGUGCCGCCUAACAGUGCCAGUCAGUGCCGACUA